This is a messenger RNA of Adelges cooleyi (spruce gall adelgid), 1599 nucleotides long. RefSeq lists its product as uncharacterized. The transcript has 4 exons. Lineage: Eukaryota; Metazoa; Arthropoda; Insecta; Hemiptera; Adelgidae. The record is from RefSeq and is a predicted model, not a curated record. Bases 697 to 1482 code for a protein of 261 amino acids.
ACGGACAUUGAUAUUCUUUUUUCUUUUUCACACUGGCUAUUUACUAAAUACUGGGUCUUAAAUCUUAAAACUAUAUUUAUAUGGUUUAUUAUUUAGUACAAAAGGCCUUUAAAUGUCAGGGUUAUUGUAUUUAUAUAUAUUACAAUAGGCGGCAGUGAUGAUCAUCACUUGGAAUUAAAUUUAUUCUGUAAUGAAAUCUGAAAAAUCCUCGCACGAUUCAACUUAAUUGUAAUUUUAACUGAGUUCAAACUUUUAAAUGGAAAUGUAUUGAUUCUUGGGUAAUACAAUUUAACAGUUUUAUGCUCAUUAAUACGCCCAUAUCUUGGCCGUUUUUAUUAUUUUAUUUAACCUUUGUAAUAAAAGACAGUCAAAAGGAUCGUAUUCUGACAUCUUGAUAAUUUGUUUAAUAAUAGAUAUACAUAAAUUAACACUAUAUUAUUAUCUUAUCUAGUUGAUAACGAUGAGUUUUCCUUGUAAUAUUUGUACAUAAUGUUAUUUCUACCUUGUAAAUAAUUUUAGGUGUUUCAUUAUUUGUGAUGUGAUAUAUUUUCAUAUUUAUGUUACUUGUUAUAUUGGUUUUAUCAGUAUCCUACUGGCCACAGAAUUUAUUGCUACUUUGAAAAUAUUGAUUUUAAAUAAAAAAUUGUAUUAUUUUUCUUUUAUGUGCAACCUAUCUUAAAAAUUACACUAUUUGACAUGACGUCAGAAAAUGGAAAAAAUGUUGAAGUUGCUGAUGAUGAUAGUGAAAUCAAAUCUGUACACGAUGCGUACCAAAAAGAAUUAUUGCGCAUUAACAAUAAGCAUAUCAUCUAUUUAAAUAAAGUGGAGAAAUAUUACAAAGAACAAAUAAUUUCUGCGUCCAAGACAAAUUCAUCGGUAUCAAUUACCUUUGUAGAAACUGUACAAACAUUGUUUCAGCGUUAUCAUCGCCAGUUAAUGGAUGUAGAUGAGAAUUAUAAAUCCAAAUUAAAUGCGUUGAAUGAAAAAUUGGAUGCUGUUGUCGACAGUUACCAAGCUGUAAUUCAAAUGUAUGAGAAAAGGCAAAAGAGUUACAUUAAUCAGAUAUUAGAAUUAAAAGAGACAAUUGACAAAGAAACUAAAUCAAAAUUAAAUUUAUUAUCCAAAAUUGUAAUUCUGGAAAACGAAAAUGCUGUUUUAAAAUCAAACAUCAGUAAUGGUUAUACAUCCAAAAAAAAGUCAAUGCCAGAGUUUGAAUUAAGAUUUAUUCAAUAUGUCAUAGUUGGCAUUCUUUUAUGGAGUUUAGCAACCAAAUGGUAUGAAGAAAAGAGUUAUAUGUCUAUUGAUCAUAUUAGUAUUCCAUAUGGUUUACAGAUGACAUUAUCAGUUACUGUUUUGCUAAUGUUUUGGAAUUUAGUAAGAUUUGGAAAAAACGGAAAACUUGCAAUUAUUGCAAGCGUGAUAAUAAUAUGUGGAAUUAUUUAUGGAAGUUUAUUAUUUUUUGAGAGAAGUAAUUAUUUUUAAUUUAUUUUUGUUUAUUCAGUGUGCCUUUGUUACUAUAUUUUUUUACAAAUUUCUUCUAAAAGACUGUCAUAUUUUUAUUCAUAAUUUUGCUUGCCAUAAAAUAUUUUUAUCUUUUAU